This is a messenger RNA of Lactuca sativa (garden lettuce), 822 nucleotides long. RefSeq lists its product as uncharacterized. The record is from RefSeq and is a predicted model, not a curated record. NCBI's taxonomy places the organism in Eukaryota, Viridiplantae, Streptophyta, Magnoliopsida, Asterales, Asteraceae.
AUGGAAGAAGAUCAAGAACACAAGAAAUGUUACGUCUGCAAGUUCUGUAAACAGAGUUUUUCAAAUGGGAAGAAGUUGGGAGGUCAUAUGAGAGGACACAUGGCGUUGAUUUCAGCUAGCAAAAAACAGAGCAUGAAAGAACAUGAUCAAGAAUCCAUUAAUGGCGGAAUGGGUAUUGAAUUUGACGAAGAAAUAAUCAAGAACAGUGAAGAUUCUGGUGCAAAUUCUUAUGGUUUGAGACAAAACCCCAAGAAAUCCUGGAGGGUUUCAAAUUUGAAUCCGAUACAAAUAUCAGAUUUAAUUUGUAAGCAAUGUGGUAAAGGGUUUCACUCAUUGAGAGCUCUUUCUAUUCAUAUGAGAUCUCACUCACUUAAAAGCAAAGAAUUAAGCAAGAAAAUAUUGUGCACAAAAUGUGGUAAGGGUUUUGAUUCAAUGAAGGCUUUGUAUGGUCAUAUGAGAUGUCAUACCAUCAAGUUAUCUCAGUUGUCCAAUCAAUCAUCUUCAUCUUCUUCUACAUCAUCAGAAGAUCGCAAAUGGAAUGGAGGGGUAAAAAAGGAAAUAGCAAAUCCAGUAAGGAGAAAGAGAUCAUGCACAAGGUACAACCCUACUAAACAUAGUGAUCCUUCUAGUUGUACUAGUUUGAGUUCUUUUGCAUCAAUUGGUGAGAAUAAUGAUGAUGAAGUGGAAGAAGGGGCUUUGUGUUUGAUGAUGCUCUCAAGGGGUUUGAGUGGGGGCAAAAUGGUAAUUUCAAAUAUUGAGAUUGAGAUUGAGAUUGAGAAUGGUGAUGUCAAUAUGAAGAAAAAAGUUUUUGAUGAGAUGUAA